CUCAUGCAUAACCUUAACCUAAGAAUAUUUAGGUAGUGCUUAUAAGAGCGGAAAACGUUCAAAGCUUAGCUUGAACUGCUUUUGAUAAGCUUCAUAUUAGCUAAUUUACCAUGAAAAAUCACACACUUUUACAUUUCUUUGUUGUAGAGGGUUACCUUUGGGAUUGGUUAACUGCUGCAGCAGGCAUCGUCAUUAACCUGAUAGUUCCAGCGCAUGCGCUAAAGCCGUUAGACCGAUAUUAUAGCUCCACGGAUCCGACAUUGUCGUACCCCGUUAAGGGCUCCUCCGUACCCUCUUCCGCGCUAUAUGUCCUGGUGUUCGUGCUUCCGGCGGUGGUGUUCGCAAUGACGGCUGCCAUCAGGCGGUCAGGUGGACUUGUGGAUUGGCACCACGCGGCUUUGAGCAUUGCCGAGGGUUUUGCACUCGCUACCGGAUUCAAGCGGUGGACUAAUCUAGUGGGGGUGUUGCGACCCAGCUGGCUGGGCACCGUCCAGAAGGGUGUGGUGGGUGACGUGGAGGAUGCCCGUCUGUCGUACCCCAGCGGCCACUCGGCGUACAUGUUCUUCUCCAUGACCGUACUUUCGUUGUACCUGCUGGGGAAGCUGCAGCUGCUGAGCCGACCCAGCCAGCUCUUGUUUCUCAAGUCCGUACUGGCAUUAGCCCCACUGGCACUGGCACUGUUCGUGGCGGUUAGCCGGAUCGCCGACUAUAAACACUCCCCCGCAGAUGUGAACGCCGGGUGUUUCAUCGGCAUGUUGUGUGGCGGCUUCGCCUACUUCCUCAACUACCCUUCCUUGUUCAGCCCGGACAGCGCAGAGCCCAGACGGCGAGGAGUGGGGCGAGAAGAUCGGGGUAGUGGGAAGUCGGACGAAGCCGGUACACUGUACGGCACACAUAACUUCUACAAAUACGCGCUAAGCGCGACCGCCAGCAUCUCGAGAGGCCUUUUCAGCGGCCAGCUACUACACUGCCACGCCACCGGCCGCAGCAUUCAGCACCAUAGCGGCCUUUUGCUGCUGAUGCCUACGGCAGUGUGUGCAAGAAAGCGUUCAUAUGUUAUAGCCUUAGAGGUUAAUAAUAACCAGCCGUCGCUGUACCCUGCAAUACACCGCCGCGUACAUUAG
Volvox carteri f. nagariensis is the source of this 1124-nucleotide messenger RNA. RefSeq lists its product as uncharacterized. NCBI's taxonomy places the organism in Eukaryota, Viridiplantae, Chlorophyta, Chlorophyceae, Chlamydomonadales, Volvocaceae. The record is from RefSeq and is a predicted model, not a curated record. The transcript is spliced from 8 exons. Bases 111 to 1124 code for a protein of 337 amino acids. Gene Ontology annotation, biological process: phospholipid metabolic process. Gene Ontology annotation, molecular function: phosphatidate phosphatase activity.